ACUUAAUUCCAUUAUCCAUUCAGGGAAAUCUUCAGUCUAUUUAACAACAUAAAGGGAAGAAAAAAUUUUUUAGGUGACAACGACCUUCAAGAACCCUGCUGCUGUUGCUUGCAAGAAUUGUAUCAUUGAUGUCAUCUAGACCUUGCAAAGCACACCAGUUAAACAUGGGGAAGGAAUUUUCUUUUCUUUUUUUUUUUUCUUUUUUGAGAUGGAGUCCCACUCUGUCACCAGGCUGGAGUGCAGUGGCCUGAUCUUGGCUCACUGCAACCUCCACCUCCCAGGUUCAAGCAAUUCUCCUGCCUCAGCCUCUUGAGUAGCUAGGAUUACAGAUUUUGUAGGUGAAGAAAGUGUGUCUCAGAGGAGUUAGAGAAGACCAGUUAAUAGAUGACAAUGCUACAGCCUGGAACUCCCAUUUGGAUCCUGGGUCUCCUAUCUCACUCAGCCUGGGCCGUGGUGCCUUUGGGGAGGUCACGCUGGCCCGCCACUUAAUGACUGGCAUCCGGGUGGCGGUGAAAACAAUCAACAGAACCGGCUUCCUCUCUAGCCACAGAGAGAUGACUGUUUUACAGUCGGUCCGCCACGGCAACAUCAUUAACCUUUACCAAAUGAUUAACAGCAGAGAGGCGUGCCAUUUCGUUUUAGAAUAUGCUGCGGGAGGAAGCCUGGCCAACUGGCUUGACCACCACAUAGUGGAGGAGGAGGAGGCCCGAGGCAAGUUCCAACAAAUGCUGUCCGCCGUGAGCUACCUCCACCGCCGAAGCAUCGCUCACCGAGACCUGAAACCUGACAACAUGCUGUUAGAUGGCAAAGGGAACAUAAAAAUUGCGGAUUUUGGAUCAGCCAUAACUUUUUAUGAGGGGCAGAGGCUGACAGGAGGUCAUGGGACCCUCCCCUACAUGGCCCCAGAACUCUUUGGGGCCCAGGGCUAUGAAUGUCCCGCCAUGGACAUAUGGAGCCUAGGCGUCACGUUAUACCAGAUGGUGUCCAACAGUCUGCCCUUCUUCGCAGUGAGUCGUUUCCAACUGAUAUCCCUCAUUCUAUCUGGCCAGUAUGUUAGUCGGCACUCUUUUUCAGAAGGCCUAAAAAGCCUAAUUAAAAACCUUUUAACUUCUGAUCCCAAUGAACGGCCGACAGCAGACAAAGUCUUGAGGGACCCGUGGGUGAACAACGGCCAGGACUUGCCUCCAGCGACAUAUGAAGAGCCAAUUGAAGACCACCCGAACUGUGAGACCAUAAGGCUCUUGGUGGCCAUGGGAUUGAAGCCAGAAAACAUCGUAAAGGCAAUUGAAGACAACGUCUUUAAUUAUCCCAUGGCCAUCUACCGUAUUUUAGAUGGAGAAAAAAAGCCAUCCAUUACCACUCCACAGUCUCUUGCUCCUGGGGAUCCUACAUGUUUAGUCACUGAGAUUUCCAGUUCACCUGCCGGCCUUCACAGGAAGUCAGACCCCCAGCAUGCCCCCACGGCCUCCCUGACCAUCGAGCACAAUUGUGGAGAUGUAGAAAACUUGGCACGGCAAGCCCUCCAGUGUGACCGUGUGGCCUCCUCUAUUGUGAGCGCCAUAGGCGGUGGUGGUGCUUUAGAAACCUUGGCAGAGCAAGCCCCCCAGCGUGACCUCGUGUCUGCAGCCUCCAGCAAGUGCUCCACUGGCAGUGAAAAUUUAGAAACUUUGGCUCAACCAGCCCUCUCACAUAACCUCACGGCCGCCUCCACCCAGAUCACCACCCAGAGCACCGUGGCUCAACAACCAGGACACGAAGGCAGCGUUUUCCAAGCUGGGCAGCCCGAGGCUAUGUUGGCCCGGCCAACAAGAGGCUGGAGCUGCCGCAGGGCUGCCCGAAAGUGCAUUGCCAUAAUAAGGAGAUGCUGUUGCUGCCUCUGUCCACCCAAGAGGCAGAGUAAGAGGGCCCACCCAAGAGAAAAAAUUGGAGAGGACGAAGGCCCGAAACCUGAGAUUCCCAGGAGCAACGUUGGAGCCUGCAGCACUUUAUAUUAAAAAAUAUAAAAAUAAAUGUAUCAUUCUGAUAAAUGACCAUUUCUUGCUUCUUGCAAAUUUUGUAGUAGCAUUGGAAAGGUGGAAUGUGGGUGGCAGACACUCUGCUGCUUUGUGCCCUCCCUGCACAGGACCGGGGCUAAGAGAAGGGCAAGGCGUGAGGCAAAGGAAAAGGCAGAUUUACUAGCACCUGCCUUAGUUGAAAGAAAAGCAGGGAUAAUGAAAGGAUGGAGGAGGACGUGGAAGAGAGCAAGAAAAAGAUAGAGCUAAACCAGAGUCUAAACCUGGUCCAGACUGGAGAACGGUCUAUAAAGAUCAUGCGGUUUACCCCCAUGAGCACUGGAGGCUCACUGUCUCACACUACUACUAUUGCGGCCAUAGGAGUAUCAGGUAAAAACGAACAAAAACAAACCCUUUUGCCAAUCAAAAUAUGUCACUGGAAGGCAAGAGGUGUGGCACAAGUUCUUAUGCCCUGUUCCUUUUUUGGGGAGGAAUCUGCUCCCAAAACUACAAGUACAAAUUUCUUUUAAGCCUAAAGAUAACAAGACUUUAGAUUUUAAGUAACCAAAGACUAUGGUAUUAGCCUUCACAGUGGCAAUUAUUUGCUAGGGAUAUUUCUUACACAAGAAAUCUCCCUCGCUUCGGCCUACCUGCCACCAUCCAGUUGAACAACGGUCCAGCAUUUACUGCCCAAGUUGUCCAGCUCAUUGCUGAGUCCCUCAACAUCUAGAUACUACACAUCCCUUACCAUCCUCAGUCAUUGGGUAAAGUUGAACAGGCCAAUGGCAUCCUCAAAGACCAUUUGGCCAAACUUGCUAUUGAGGUAAAACUCUCUUGGCCCACACUCCUACCUCUUGCCCUGGCCCAUAUCCGGGCCACCCCACGGGGGCCAAUGGGCCUGAGCCCCUUCGAAUUGCUGUACAGCUGGCCUUUUCUGGUUUCCCAUAAUCUCCCUGCGUGACCGCCACCACUGGCCUCCUACCUUUCGUUUCUCUCUCUCCUGCACCAAGUACUUAGGGAGCAUACCGACUGCACUUCUCCCUGUGGUUCUGGGACCAGAGGACCCCCACCCGGCAGCACCUCUCCAGCCAGGUGACAGCGUUCUCCUCCAAGAGCUCAAACCAGGAUCUUUGCAACGCAGGACUCCUGGACUAAGGGCCCCACCACCAGGACCCAUAAUCUUGCACAGGCAAACUGCCAAACAGGCAGCUGUCAGUCUACUGUCUCCAUCCUCAUCCCACAUGGUAAAAGCACCAUACUCGGUCACAAUCAUGGGUUUAACUUUCAGCAUGGGUUGUGUUUUCUAUAUGACCAAACCAAGGACUACUGUCAUUGGUGGAACAUCACCUAUGGGGGGUGCCGGUACAACUCUUGUGUUAUUCACAAGCCACAGCCUCCAAGCUGUCCCAACUACUAAAACGCUACCAUGUUCCUUUUGUAAAUUAGGUUUACUAUCAUAAAUCAUUUUCUGCUCACAAUUUUAAAAGUAAGCAGAAGCACCCUAUUUUAAUACAUUUCUUAACACUAAUCUCACCAGUACUUGCUUCAUAUAAGAUAGAAGAUAGAACAUGUGUAACAGUCUUAAAGUUCUAAGUGCAAACUUUGGAAUAUUUUGCAUUUGUUCUCCUUUUGAAGGAAAUAAAUAUGCUCUCUACAUUGAAUAUGUAUUCUUUAAAAUUGCUCUCAAGGAGACAUGCAAAUACAUUGCCUCAAUUAUUUUUUCAUUAGACACACUCAUUGUUUAUUCAGCAUGUGCUCAGUACCACUCAAUAAGAGGCAGUGUGUGGGCACUAUGAAUUUAAAUAUAAAAGACAGCCCCUAGGGUUACAGUGAUGAAGAAACACAGUCCCUGCUGUUAGGAGUUUUCAGAACCUAUGAUUAUCUAUAUUAUGACAUUUAGAGAAUUGAAGGAAAUUCACACAAAUAGUCCUCAACUAUUGCUUUUCCUUGGAUAACAGUAUUAUGAAAUGAUUUUCUUUUCUUCUUCUUCUUGUUCUUUCUUUGGAGUUCCACUCUGUCACAGAAGCUGGAGUGCAGUGGCUACAUCUUGGCUCACUGCAAUUCAAGAGAUUCUCCUGCCUCAGCCUCAUGAGUACCUGGGAUUAUAGGUGCCCACCACCAUGCCUGGCUAAUUUUUGUAUUUUUAGUAGAGAUAGGGUUGGUCAGUCUGGUCUCAAACUCCUGACCUUGUGAUCUGCCUGCCUCAGCCUCCCAAAGUGCUGGGAUUGCAGGCCUGAGUUACCGCACCCAGCUAUUGAUUUUAUUCUUUUUAAAGCUUGUUUGUAUUGUCUAUUUUACAUGUGUUAUGCUUUGAAAGCUGUAUAAAAGUCACUUCCAUGUGUUUUGGAUAUUGAAUGAUAAAAACUCUGGACCUGAAUUUCAUUGUAUCACUAAUCCAAUGCAGUAGAAUGUGAAUUCUUAAUUUAGACAGUGAUUUUUAGACAUUAUUGUGUAUAAAUAGCACCAGAGGGUUUAAUACAAUGCAAGCAUACCUGAGAUCCAUCAAGAUGAUCUCAGGUACAGAUCAAUAAUAUGAAUUUUUUUUCCAGUUUUGCUUUUAGAUUAAUAUUUGCUAUCAGUUUCACAUC
This is a messenger RNA of Callithrix jacchus (white-tufted-ear marmoset), 4579 nucleotides long. The record is from RefSeq and is a predicted model, not a curated record. Lineage: Eukaryota; Metazoa; Chordata; Mammalia; Primates; Cebidae.